UUUUUACAGUCCUAUACCUUUACAGUUUCUCACUAUGGCGGCCGUCAACCUGGAGAACUCGCCCGAGCCCAGUAUCUGGGAGACCACUGUGGAGCAGCGUCUCAAACUCAUGAACGAAGCGCUUAAAGAAAACGAGGAAAUCAAUAGCCAACUUCCUGGCCUUCGCCAGGUUCUGACAGACUCUAUAAAGUCUGAUCAAAAUGAAGAAUUCUUCCGUAAUUUCAUUAAACUUUUUGACCAACCGGAAUUAGGGACUUACGAAACGGUCAUGGAGAAAUUCCCUGAACCUGAGCAAAAGAUCGUCUUAGACUUUGUCGAGGGUACUGCACUUGCAGAUCUUCCGGAAAUCGACAGGGUCGUUGGUGUAAUCGACUUAGACUCUGCCUCGGAAGACAACGGUGAUAUUGAUUCCCAUCGUACAAGAUCCUGGUUAUCAGAGCCUUUUCGCGACGAUCCAUUUGUCAAAGAUCUUCGCCAAUUUCUCACCCAGAGCGGAGGGAAUAAUGAAGAGGUUCAGAUACACAAGAAUGAAACGUUUAAGAACUGGGGAAAUAUGAGGAACGUGGAGUAUACACCGAGCUACACAUGCGUCCCUUCCACUCUUCGUGGAGUGCAAGCCAUCGUAAAAGCAGCAAAAGGCCAAAAUUGGGGAGUUCGUUGUGCCGGGUAUCGCCAUUCAUGGGCCCCCAUUUUCGGUCGUAGUGAAACAGCAGGCCAAGUGUUGGUAUCUCUUCUGCCUAUCAAGCAUGUCACCAGCAAGGUCGACUUAACUUCUUUAGGAAUCUGUUUGCCACCAACGAAUGAGUUACGAAAAAUCGAGGUGAAGGGAGAAGUUGGUGAGCUGGAUAACGGUAACACGCUGGUACGUGUAGGUGCAGGUGUUACCAACGAGGAGCUUCGACGCUGGUGUCUGCAAAACGGGCGAGUUACGCUUCCUUUGAACGUCAUCAUGGUGGAGAUAACAGUUGGUGGUGCAAAUGCGCCAAUUUGCCAUGGGGCUGGGAUUGAAAAUAAGACACUGAGUGACUUGGUUCGCAAGAUCGAAUACGUUGAUUGCCACGGCCAGCCGCGAACUGUGAAUGAUGAAGAGGAGUUGAGAGCUGCAGCUGGGUGUUUUGGGCUUAUUGGGGUUGUGACACACCUCACACUUGAGUUCAAGCCCAUGAGCAUUGCCAGGAUGCAGCCCGAAAAACUACCCGUUAUCCGUGCGGUGCCACCGCCUGAUGGCUGGCUCGAGGAAGAUAUUCCGAUAGCAUUGCGGUUACCUGUGACAGCAGAGCAACGCGAAGCAGACAUACGACAAUUUGAGAGCCACUGCGAAAACGAUUACUACGCGGAAUGGUUCUGGUUCCCCUAUCACGAUCAGGUAUGGGUUAAUUGCUGGAACACAAUACCACAGGUUGCAAACGUCCAGUCAUUCCCCGGUCCCUACAAAGCAGCCAAGCAAAUAGUUACGCAAUCCCUCCUCAACAUGUUACAGUCAACACCAGCGCUAAAGGAGCUCUUCCGGUUACCCAAAGUCACUGGCGGCCUCAUUACCCUGCUUUCCAAGGUGGCCAUGGAUAGUCUACCAAACGAGCCGAUUGAAACUUAUUUACCAGAAGCACUCCAUUUCCAACGAGGUAUUCAGAACCUCCGAGUUCUGGAUCUUGAGGUUGAAAUACCCAUCCCUGGGAAGAAGGACAAGCCUACGGCCCGAGACCUAAACGUGGUGCGAAAAGCGUGGUGGGAUGCCAUCCGUGAGUGUUAUCAGGCGACUGAGAACACUCCGCAGCAAAUGCCGUUGGAGAUGCGGAUUAUGGGUGACAGCGACGUCAUCAUGGCUCCCCAGCGAGGCAAUAAGCUAGGCACUUGCUCCAUCGAAAUCCUCACCUUGGAUGCGGCCAGGGGAACCUGGAACCCGUAUGCGCAACGAGUUCUGAACAGAUGGAUGAGCUACACGGAUUCCAACGGCGAUUUACUAGCCACACGACCGCACUGGGCGAAACAAUGGACCGAAUUUACCGUCCGCGGCGAACUGUGGAGAAAGAAGUUGCGACGGGAUUACGAGACGCAGAUCCGCGAGUUUAGGGGCCUACUCAGACAAAUUGGCAAACGAGACCAGUGGACGUUGGCCGAUUUGGAACAACGCUUCUCCAAUGACCUCCUUGAUCACUUGUUCUUUACUGGUAGAACGGAAGAAGAAUAGAACUUUUGCGGUGUCUAUGGAAAUGAGUGGUCAUAUGGGCAGAGUAAUAUCAUUACUCUCAUGUACUCCGUCUUGUGCAUACAACUGAGUCUAAGCCAUGUUCAGGACAAUAUUAGGUACUUUUUCUGGAUGCCACUGGAAAGUGAUAGAUGUAGUAAUGGCGGAGCAGUAGCAGACGAUGGUUGUGAUUGAGAAGUUGGAUGGAUGUUUAAUGAGGAGCAGGCGCUUGCAAUCGUUCGCUUCGCCGCUUCGCCAAGUAUGUAAAAUAUAAAUUCAAAUGAUCAUUUAGGUACUUU
Messenger RNA from Trichoderma harzianum CBS 226.95, 2484 nucleotides. RefSeq lists its product as hypothetical. The record is from RefSeq and is a predicted model, not a curated record. The coding region runs from base 35 to 2188 and encodes 717 amino acids. Gene Ontology annotation, molecular function: D-arabinono-1,4-lactone oxidase activity; FAD binding. NCBI's taxonomy places the organism in Eukaryota, Fungi, Ascomycota, Sordariomycetes, Hypocreales, Hypocreaceae. The transcript is spliced from 3 exons. Gene Ontology annotation, cellular component: mitochondrion; membrane.